Molecule: messenger RNA, 700 nt
Organism: Fusarium redolens
Lineage: Eukaryota; Fungi; Ascomycota; Sordariomycetes; Hypocreales; Nectriaceae
Exons: 1
Coding region: 1-666 (221 amino acids)
Source: RefSeq, a predicted model, not a curated record
AUGAAAAAGCAGGCACAGGACCAAGUGAGAUGCGCAGGUGGUAAGCAUUGCAUCGGCUGCGCGACCAUGGUAGGACCCUGGUUCAGUUUGAGAUGCCAAGCCUGCUGGGGGAAGCAAGCCGAGACCCCUCGCAACAUUUCCUUCGAAACCCCCGAGCCUCCAGCCAAACCAGAGCCUUCGGGACGCUGUCUACACUGUACUGAAAUAACCUACGGGCCAGCACUUUUAUGCCGGCUCUGCGAGAUCCACAACUGGGACACAACGUUCAUCAACAUUCUCACCCAGGAGCAAAGAAUGGUGGUUGUUCGGGAAGGCUUCUGCACAUUUUGCUAUGUGAGGGAAACGCCAGGCGAUAGAGCACGGUGCGAAUGGUGUAAUGCAAGUGAAGAGAAAAGGCUGCAGCUGGGGAAAUGCAUGUCAUGCCCGGACCCUUUCUCUAAAAAGGGCACAAUAAAGAAGUAUCAAUGCGAGGAUUGUAUUGUUGGGCAAAGGUAUUGGACCGGCAGGUGCGAAUUUUGCUUCGACCCUCGGAAGCUGGGCAAAAACCGCUGUGAGGUGUGUGAGAUGACGGACAACAAGAAAUUCUUUGACAUAUACAAGGCACUUGAACCCAAGGUUCCGAACCCUGACAACGAAGCCUGCCCUGAAACACAAGAGAAUGUUUGAAAGUCUGUUCAUUCACGGCGCAGUACCAUCACAC